Molecule: messenger RNA, 240 nt
Organism: Blepharisma stoltei
Lineage: Eukaryota; Ciliophora; Heterotrichea; Heterotrichida; Blepharismidae
Source: the annotation of a GenBank genome assembly
AUGAGAUACCACAAGAAUAUUUUCAAGCUUAAUGUCUCUAUGAAUCACAUGCUGAUCUUUAAGAUAUCUAAGGACAUCAAGCAUUUUGAUAGCGAAUCUUCUUAUGGUUUUUUCAGAAAAUCUGUCUUUUCUAUCAAGAGCACUCAAAAGGUCUUUUCCAGCAACAUAUUCCAUAACCAAAUAAAGAUAAUAUGACGUUUCGUAUACGUGAAACAGUUUCACAAUCCUGGGAUGGUCUAG